Messenger RNA from Vespa velutina, 1029 nucleotides. RefSeq lists its product as uncharacterized. Gene Ontology annotation, cellular component: extracellular matrix. The transcript is spliced from 3 exons. The record is from RefSeq and is a predicted model, not a curated record. The coding region runs from base 135 to 770 and encodes 211 amino acids. Lineage: Eukaryota; Metazoa; Arthropoda; Insecta; Hymenoptera; Vespidae.
CGGAACAAACAGAUUCUUUCAACGAUGUGUAUAUAUCCAUGUGUGGACAUAGAAUAUCGUAAGACUAGCAUAUAAAAGCAUGGAAAACACAUUGGAAAGUCACAGUUCUCACCUGACCGUCUUAAUAUAUAGAAAUGGAAGUGAUAUCUUUCAAGGUGAUCAUAAUUUUCGUCAUAACGAUGAUCCAUCGAUCGAAAACAAUCGUGAUACCUGUUGACGAUGAUGAAACGGGGACGCACAAUGAACCACAAGUUUCCUUAGCGAGUUCUUACAUACAUUUUCACGGACCAGUCGAAGGCCCGGAAUACGAAGUGAAAGUACCGUACGUUUUUCUCAAGAAUCAACACAAUCACUUUUCUCAAAGAAUCGGUCAAGAUCAGGAUUUUCAAGAUCACGGAGAUGCUCUCGACUACAUCGCGAAUCCCAAGUAUCAAUUCGCUUAUGGUGUUGAGGAUCAUCAUACCGGUGAUUUUCAUGGACAGAAAGAAUCAAGAAAUGGUCAUAGUGUAUCUGGCGAGUAUAGUGUAAAGGAACCCGGAGGUGCCUUAAGGAUUGUCAAUUAUCACGCUGAUAAAGAUGGGUUUCACGCUAUAGUUCAUACUUCCGGUAAGAAUGAUCAUGCCUCAACCAGUUUCUAUUCUCAGCAAGAUCACGUCCAAGUUCAAAUUCAAGAUCGCGAUCAUGAUCACGAUCAAGAAUUAGAUAAUCAUAAAGAAAAUCAUUCGCUUCGUAACUAUGAGACUUCAUAUUCGGUUAGCGACGUAUAUUAAACAACGUUUUUUUUUUUUUUUUUUUUUUUUUUUUUUUUUUUAAUUAAACAAUAAACUUUUCUUUCACUCGAUUUAUAAUGAAUAUUUACUCUUUCUCAAAAAUUCUUUCUACUAAUUCCACACCAAAGUUUCUAUCAUCGUUUUUAAAGAAAUCUGACACUACUGUACGAACACAUUAUUGUAAAUAUAAAUUAUUUUUCUACUCCAAUUAAUCUUUACAAUUUAUCGAUAUAAAAGAUUAUUUAUUAUUCUAACUCUU